Messenger RNA from Zychaea mexicana, 1287 nucleotides. RefSeq names its product C2 domain-containing protein. Gene Ontology annotation, molecular function: calcium ion binding; carbohydrate binding; hydrolase activity, hydrolyzing O-glycosyl compounds. Gene Ontology annotation, biological process: carbohydrate metabolic process. The record is from RefSeq and is a predicted model, not a curated record. The coding region runs from base 26 to 1123 and encodes 365 amino acids. The transcript has a single exon. Lineage: Eukaryota; Fungi; Mucoromycota; Mucoromycetes; Mucorales; Lichtheimiaceae. Gene Ontology annotation, cellular component: extracellular region.
UCUUCUUUCUUCUUCAAAUCACAUAAUGUCAUACCACCAGCAGACCUCUUACUCUUCGGAGCAGUCUUCCUUCACCUCAGAAGAGGUUCGGUACACCACCCAGCAAACCUCUUCCAACCAGCAGCCUACUUACCAGGUCCAGCAGUCCUAUCAAUACCAGCAGCAGCAAUCGUUCAACAGCCUGUCGGUCACUUUCAUCGGCGCCAACUUGGACAAGGAUGUCGAGAAGCUCGGCAAGCAAGACCCCUAUGUCCAAUUCACCUAUGACUUCAGCGACUCCAAGUCAUACCAGCAGACUUUCACUCACAAGGAUGCAGGCAAGACUCCCCAAUGGAACCAGACCUUCAACUUGCCAUACUCUGGUGCUCCCGACCUUUUCAUUGAGGUGAUGGACCAGGAAUCCACCGGUGCUGACGAACUGAUCGGUUUUGCUGCCAUCCCCAUCCGCCAGAUCCGCCCUGGCCAGCCCUUGAGCAGCUCGUUCCAGGUCUAUGAUAUCAAGUCCAACUCAAUCGGUGUGGUCCAGAUCACUUUCACGACUCAGCCUGGCCAGCAGGGCUAUCAGCCACAAGGUAUGGGUCAGUCCUACGUGCAUGAAGGUCAUUUGAAGCGCUGCAAGUCGCUCCGCAACAAGGGUGUUGCCACAGACGUUGCUGGCGUCGCCAUCGGUGGUGCCCUCGCUAUUGGCGCAGGUCUGUUGGGAAAGAAGUUGUAUGACGACCGCAAGGAGGAGAAGGAGCAACGCGAAGAGGAAGAACAGCGCCAGAAGGAGGAGCAGGAGCGUAUGGAACGCGAGAAGCAGCGAUUGGAGCAAGAAAAGAAGCAGCUCGAGCAGCAGAAGCGUCAUCAAGAGGAGGAGCAAAAGAAGCGCCAUGAACACGAGAAGAAGCAACAGCACCACGGUGGUGGCUCAUCUCAUCACGAAAGUGAUGGCGGCCAUGGUCAUGGUCAUUGUCACCAGAAGCAGCAAAGCGACUGCGCUGACAGCUGGAACCCCGUCGGCACGUAUGCCCCUGGCGACAAGGUCGAGUACCACGGCCGAACGUACAUGUGCUUGCAGGGCCACACCUCAAACCCAACCUGGAUGCCUGGUGCUGCUCACUCCCUCUGGCAGCCUUGCUAAAUAUAAUACCCUUCAGCUGCUAAUAGUCCCUAAAACCUCUUUUUCUCACGCAAACAAAUACUCGCUCAUUCACACAUCCGCAUAACGCCCACAUCGUUGUCCAACAGCCCUUUGCACACAAGAACUUUUAAAAUAGUUGUAAUAAACACGUCCUGUAAAAAAAG